GCUCCAGAAGACAAGCAACACCAUAUUGCCAUGGCGUUCAAGAACAUCCAAGCUCGGACGCGCGAUGAGCGCAAGGCCGUGCGAGACAAAGAGACAUGGGAGAAGGAUCGACUGCGUGCGCGGAAGGAAGGGUACGUCCGCGUGGACACGUCUAUUUCUGGCAGCGCCAUGACAGUGCAGGCCGUGGGGUCGCAAGGGUACAUGUCCGACGCGGAUCGAUUCCACACAGACGUGGCGGGGGAAGAAAAAGUGGCGCGUGAGUCGCAGAUUGCAAAGCACCAAAUGUCCUACGACGCUCGCCGCCGUGACAACCAAAUUCGCGAAGAUCAACGGUGGAAGGCCAUGGACGCAAAAUCGGCCGAGGAAAAGAAACGGUGGGACCAACUCCGCGAAGAUGGUGGCAAAGCUCGUCGCAAUAAGUCGAGCUGUCAAUUCAACCCGAUCACACUCAAGUACAACGACGGAAAGGACGGCGAGCGCCUCAAGCAGGCCGACAUGGAAAUCCGCCAUCGCGCGUCCGUCCGCGCGGCAAACUUGCAGUUCAACAGCUCACGCGCCGGCAUCAAUCCCAUCACUGGCGACCCAAUCCAGCGCAUCCAGACGUAGCAUGGUGUCGAGUUAAUGGAAUAUCUGUGUCGGGCUGGUCCUGGAGUUCCUUCGCGUCGUGCGCCAUGGUGACAAGAGGGCUCAGUCCGGAUACAGAGCCAUCGAGCAGUCGUAUCCGGACGCCCGGUACCGAGUCGG
Molecule: messenger RNA, 744 nt
Organism: Aphanomyces invadans
Lineage: Eukaryota; Oomycota; Saprolegniomycetes; Saprolegniales; Verrucalvaceae
Exons: 1
Coding region: 31-606 (191 amino acids)
Source: RefSeq, a predicted model, not a curated record